GAUAAACACCCCGUUAAUUGCCGGCUUAAUGUUUUGGUUUUGCUGAAACUGGGAAAAAUAUUGAAAAACGAUAGAAAAUAAUAUAAAAACAUGACAAACAACGAGGAAAAUGAGUUGUACAUGGUGAAGGAGGCGCAAAGUCUUCGAAAAAGCGAUCCAUGUGCGGCAAUGGCCUGGAUAAUCACUGCGAAGACCAUGUAUCCAAAUUCCUUUAACUUGCAAUAUGAGGCUUAUUUACUGGAAAGGGAUGGUAAAAAUUAUGAGGAGGCGGCCAAGUGUUUCAGCGUCAUAGCCACCAAUUUCCCCAAUCAACAUGCAGAAUUAUGGCAGGAGAUAAACGCCCUAACAAAUGCGCUGAGAAAUGAAAAUGAAAACACUCCGGAACAGGAGUUCUAUGUAAAAAUGUACAAACAUCUAACACCGGAGGUUCAGCAUAAUAUAUUCAUGCACACAAUCAAUCACAGUGGCGAUAAUCUGGAGCAGUGCGUCUAUAUCUACAUAUUGAUGUUCAAUAAGUUUCCCAAAUCGGCCGUAACUCAAGCGCCCAGAUUACUGGAAAUGCUUGCCGAGGGCAUGAAAACGGAUCCGGAUCUUUAUCAAAGGAUUCUGGUGGAGGAGGUGCUGCCCAUGAUUCAGAAUAAACCACCUGAACUCUCGCCAAAUCUUGCCUGCCGGCUAUAUACCAGUUCUCUGGAGUUUUAUCUCCGUCAGAUCAUGGAUGAAUCGGAUACGGCGGAUGCCUGGAAGAACAUCUUUAAGGUCCUGAUGAUCUGUGGCCAGAUGAUGGGCUGGGAACCCUUUCUGCCCUUCAGUAAGAAUGUUAACCAGAAUGUCUACUGGGAAAAGCUGGUGGACAUACUCUCUGGCAGUCCGGCAGGCAGUUCCCAGGUUUUAUUCUAUGCCACGACCUUGUUUAUUUACUCCCUGCACGGAUAUAUAAGGAACUGCAAGCUGAGGAUCGAAGAUGCGGAUAUUAGUCACGUUUUGGUCGAGGGAUUCAUAGAGUGGUCGCCGGAAGCAGCGGAUGGCUCCGAAGUGCCCAGCAUGGAACCGCCGAAAUUCUCCCUCACCACCGCUUUAAGUCCGGAGCUAUCCAAGGCCUUUUUGCAUGCCGCCCAAUGCUGGCAGCUGCUUAAUACAGAUCAAUUUCAAAGGGAUUUCAGUCAACUAAUGCUCGCACUUCCUUUGGCGCCUUGGAUCUCAAGGUUUCUCUUCGAUUUGGCCAUAUAUUUCGGGCAUAGAGAUGAGGCCAACAAGCUAAUGGCCGACAUGACCACGCAAAGCAGCCUGGUUCAAAGUCUCCAGAUUCUCAGUCUUAAUCUGAUGCAGGGCAGCAUGACUCUCCAGGGCUUCCAGUGCAUUUUAAAGAUCCUCUCCGAACUGCCGGCUACUCAAGGUCAACUUUUAGAGAACAUGUCGCUCAAAGGCCAUCGCCACAUGGUUUUCCUGCCUCUCACUCGAUCGGCUUUGGUUCAGUAUUGUGUGGGUGCCAUUAUCAGCAGACUGAGUCGGAAGGUUUACGAACCCAAUUGUCCAGAUCGAUUGCUUGGGGAUCUGCUGGUUUUGCAGCAGCUGAAUCUCCUAAAUGAUGUGCUGCUCACCCAACAAAUCUUCAACUUGAUUAAGCAACGCAAAUCGUUUAAUUUGCGCACUUUAUCCACCUAUAUAAUUGCCAUCGAUUUGCUUGAGGAACUCUCGCACAUUUGGAACUCGCAGCAGGAGGAUAAUUUCGAGCUGACCAGCUCACCCAUUUCCAGUGGCACACCAACAGCACCAAGUGGAGCUGCAGGUGGCGGAUCCCAAACCCGAAGGAUUGGAACACGCGGAGCAGAUAAAGGAGCCAGGGAUGAAUUCAAGGCAAUUACUCGUCAGCAAAUCGCCCGCUGCAAUGAGAAUGUAAUCACUUUGCUGGCGAAUUUCAUCAGUCAGGAGCAUUUAAUGCUGGCCCAGCACAUCUUCGGUAUCACCCAGCCCGUGGAAACGAUUGUUAUUAAGUGAGGAAGGGAGAUUCCCGAGCUAUUUAGUGACUAAGGGGGGUUUUUUUAUAUAAGAUAACAGUGUAUAAUUGUUUUUUAAAACACGUUGUCUGAUGACUUCGAUUAAAUUUAGUUUUACUACUUAUAAUCAAAGAUUUAAUAUGAAAUUGUAAAUGUGUGUGUGAAGCUUACAAAUCUAAUCAAUAUUUUAGCUGAUAAGAAAGCAGUCAAUUGAGAAUUUCCAUUUUCACCACUAGUUUAUUCACUUGUGUUUCAUCGAGUAAUUCAAAUUUACAAGAUUAGGUUUUUUAGAUUAUAAACGACUAGAUGUUUUAUUUCUUAUGAAUAUAUUACAAAUAUAUUUGUUUUUGCAACUGAUAAA
Messenger RNA from Drosophila elegans, 2358 nucleotides. It is a transcript of the gene IntS10, whose product is annotated as integrator complex subunit 10. The transcript has 3 exons. The record is from RefSeq and is a predicted model, not a curated record. Lineage: Eukaryota; Metazoa; Arthropoda; Insecta; Diptera; Drosophilidae. Gene Ontology annotation, cellular component: integrator complex. Bases 91 to 1998 code for a protein of 635 amino acids. Gene Ontology annotation, biological process: snRNA processing.